Drosophila innubila is the source of this 1662-nucleotide messenger RNA. RefSeq names its product myb-like protein AA (gene Ccn). Gene Ontology annotation, cellular component: extracellular matrix. Gene Ontology annotation, molecular function: heparin binding; integrin binding. Gene Ontology annotation, biological process: signal transduction; cell adhesion. Bases 1 to 1488 code for a protein of 495 amino acids. The record is from RefSeq and is a predicted model, not a curated record. NCBI's taxonomy places the organism in Eukaryota, Metazoa, Arthropoda, Insecta, Diptera, Drosophilidae. The transcript is spliced from 6 exons.
AUGCUGGACGACAACAAUGGCACUACCACUACUACGGAUGGCCUUCUCGUUUUGGCCACGUCUGCCUGUCAUUUUGGGCCCUUUUGUCCGCCUGCAGCCAAUUGCAGUGUUGGCAACACAACAUUCGCACAUGGAGCCACAUUUAAAUUGGAUUGUAAAACUCAAUGCGUCUGCGAGAACGGUCGCCAUGCCUGCUCGACACUCUGUCCAAAUGAGCAGCUGCCGGCGCCGGAGGACACGAUUUCGUGCAGAUCACCGCGUCUUGUCGAGGUGCCCGGACACUGUUGCAAAAUGUGGCUCUGUGAGAAUCCAACAGCUGAUGUCUAUGCCACAUGCCACAAUAGCAGCAUCAGCGGCAAAUGGAGCUCUUGCAGCAGCUCCUGUGGUCUGGGCAUGGCCACGAGGCAGACAACGACUCACACUGGCUGCCAUCAAUUGAGCAAUUUACGGUUAUGCGAGAAUCGCAGAUGUGGCCAAGACAAUAAGAAGAGCAACACUAAAAGCCGCAGUCACAACAGGCCAUUAACCAAGCACAACUUGGCAUCCAGCCAGCUCCAUCAGCUGCAUCAUCACAAGCGGGAACGGCAACGCCAAAGGGAGUGGGAAUGGCAGCGGGAACCAAAACCGAAUCCGAUACAGGAGCAAGAGCGGGAGCAUCAAAUGCAACAGGAGCCAGCGCAUAGAAUAAGAAAGGGACACGAAUGCCGAAGCUUACAGCGUCUGGGACCGGCGAGGAUUCGACUUGGCCAAUGCGUUUCCCGCAAACUGUAUCGACCUAAGCUCUGUGGCAGCUGCCACCGCGGCAGCAAGUGCUGUGCCCCAGCGGUGUCCACAACAAUACAAGUCGAGCUGUUGUGUCCUUUAAAUGCCGUUGAUCCAAUUAACUACGUUCAAAAGCGAACACAACAGCACAGCAAGCAACAGGAUGACGAAGAUGACUCAACUGAAGGUGGAGGUGGUCAACAGCAACAGGGUCAGUUAUGGGACACCAUUGCCUUGGAGCCCAUCGAUCAGGAAUUUCUGCAAUCACAUCAGACACAAAUUGAGAAUAAAUUCAUUGCUGUCGAAUGGAUACUGAAAUGUGAAUGCAGCAAAAAUUAUUGCAAUUCUGACAGCGGCAACAACCACAACAACAGAAACAACAACAAGCAUAAUUUGCAGCAUGCACAACAGCAACAAAAGACACAUUAUAUUGAGAAGGAACUAAGGUUAACUCAUGAUGCUGUUGACUAUAGACUAGAAGUGGAGAAUGGGCAGAGGACUAUGAAUAGCGAGGAGCAUGGGGAUGUUCAGGAUGUCAGGAAUGAAGAUAUAGUUAAUGCCAUUAAUAACAGCAACGAUGACAACUCGUCUUCAGAGCAACAGCCUGAUAUUAUACCCUAUCCUCUCAGUGUGGGGGAGACCAGCUGGAAAGCCGAAAAACUGCAAAGACAAAGGAAACAGAAACAGCAACAACAACAACAACAAGAGCGAUGGAAGCGAACAUAGCGUAAACUGAGACUUAAACUUUUCUCUCGCAUGCGAUAAAAAUGGAUUAGUAUUGAGAUAAUUGAGUAGAAAUUAAGAUUUGUACAGCAUAGCGAUAUAUAAAUGUAUUGUGAAUGAUGAAAAGAUAACUGGUAUCAACUGGAGAGUUGAUUAAUUAAGUAAGCUUGUAAAAAU